AUGGAGAGGCUGCUGCUGCUGCCCCUGCUGUGGGCGGGGUCCCUGGAGAAGGAAUCACUAUACCAGCUGCAAGUGCAGGGACCAGUGACAGUGCAGGAGGGUCUGUGCGUCUCCGUGCCCUGCAACGUCUCCUACCCCCCACUUGGCCGGGCCGAGUCCACACGCGUUUACGGGGCAUGGUUCCGGAAAGGGGAUAGACUCCAAGAGGAUGUCCUUGUGGCCACAGACAACUCAGCCCGGGGUGGAAAGAAGAAGAGAAAUAUCCCAUUCCACCUCCUUGGGGACCCCAGGGCCAACAACUGCUCCCUGGGCAUCGCAGAGGCCCGCAAGAGGGACAGUGGAAACUAUUAUUUUCAGCUGACACGAGAAGCUGCGGAACACAAUUACAAGAAUAACCAGCUCACUGUGAACGUGAUCGCGCUAACAUGGACCCCCGAUGUCCACAUCGAGGAGCCCCUGGAGUCUGGCUCCAGCAGCCACCUCAAAUGCUCCCUGCCUGAGGCCUGUGACUGGGCCACGCCCCCCACCAUCUCCUGGACCGGGGCUGCCCUCAGACCCCCGGGACUGGACUCCAAGGAGGCCUAUAACUCCUCGGAGAUCCUGCUCACCCCCCGCCCGCAGGAUCACGGCUCAAGCCUCACCUGCCGGGUGACCUUCCGCAGGGCUUCUGUGAGCGCGGAGAGGACUGUCACGCUCAAUGUGUCCUAUCCUCCCCAGAAGCUGACCAUCAGCAUCUCCAGAGGAAUUGGCACAGAGCUGAAACACCUGGGGAACGGCUCAUCUCUUCCUGUUCUGGAAGGAGACUCUCUGCGCCUGGCCUGCGACACCGACAGCAACCCCCCGGCCACACUGAGCUGGUCCCAGGGGAGCCGGACCCUGAGCCCCUCACAUCCUUCAAGCCCUGGGGUCCUGUACCUGCCCCGAGUGGAGUCGGGCCACGAAGGCGAACUCACCUGCCGAGCUCAGCACCCUCGGGGCUCCCUGUGGAUCUCUGUGCAUCUCUCUGUGCAGACACCCCCGCAGCUGCUGGGCCCCUCCUGCUCCCAGGAGGAUGAGGGUCUGCGCUGCAGCUGCUCCUCUCGAGCCCGGCCAGCCCCCUCCCUGCGCUGGUGGCUGGGCGAGGGGCUGCUGGCUGGGGAGCUCAGCAACGCCUCCUUCGAGGUCGCCUCCAGCUCCAACGGGCCCUGGGCCAACAGUUCCCUGAGCCUCCGCGAGGGGCUCAGCUCCGGCCUCAGCCUCAGCUGUGAGGCUCUGAAUGUCCACGGGGCCCGGAGCGGGUCUGUCCUGCUGCUGCCAGGGAAGCCCAGGCUUGGAGGGGAAUUUGUUCUGGGGGCCAACGGGGGAGCUGGCGCCGCUGGCCUGCUCAGCCUCUGCUCCUGCCUCAUCUUCUUCAGAGUGAAGACCUGCAGGAAGGCAGCCCAUGAGAAGGAUGAACCCUGCACACUGGGUCCCACCUCCCAGGGUUACCAGGAUGAGAGUCCUCCAGGCAGCCCCCUGGCCCACCUGCCCCUAGCCGUGGCCACCCCCCUCUCUGGGGAGGAUCAGGAGCUUCAUUACGCCUCCCUCAGUUUCCUAGAGCUGAGGCCCUGGGAGCCUCGGGACCAGGCCGCCACCAGCACCACCGAAUAUGCAGAGGUCAAGAUCCUUAAAUGA
Budorcas taxicolor (takin) is the source of this 1653-nucleotide messenger RNA. RefSeq names its product sialic acid binding Ig like lectin 11 (gene SIGLEC11). NCBI's taxonomy places the organism in Eukaryota, Metazoa, Chordata, Mammalia, Artiodactyla, Bovidae. Gene Ontology annotation, cellular component: plasma membrane. Gene Ontology annotation, molecular function: sialic acid binding. Gene Ontology annotation, biological process: cell adhesion. The coding region runs from base 1 to 1653 and encodes 550 amino acids. The record is from RefSeq and is a predicted model, not a curated record. The transcript has 9 exons.